AUGGCUGAUAAGCUUGUGGAGAGCAAGAUCAGAUGUGACAAAGUAACCCUCUUUAUAGAAAAAGGCUGCCGUUACUGCAGGAACGCUGAGGAGAUGCUCAAGAAGUACAGCUUCGUGCCUGGAAGUCUGGAAGUCGUCGAUAUCACCCAGCGCAAGGAUGUCCAGGAUUACUUGCAGCAAAGAACAGGGCAAAGAACCCUGCCUGUUGUCUUCAUUGGGAGAUGCUGCAUCGGAGGAUUGUCCGGCCUGCAAAGCGUGGACUGCAAGCUCCCUAGAAUACUGCAGCAGAUCGGUGCCCUGCGGUAG
Nestor notabilis (Kea) is the source of this 306-nucleotide messenger RNA. RefSeq names its product glutaredoxin (thioltransferase) (gene GLRX). Lineage: Eukaryota; Metazoa; Chordata; Aves; Psittaciformes; Psittacidae. The record is from RefSeq and is a predicted model, not a curated record. The coding region runs from base 1 to 306 and encodes 101 amino acids. The transcript is spliced from 2 exons.